AUGGUAAGGAACCCAAGGAUAUUUGAUUUGAGAUUUAACAGAACAUGGAGUGAAUAUAAAUACGCAUUUGGUUUCAAUUUGAACUUGUGGAUGGGGCUAGAGUGGAUGCAUAAAUUAUCAUCGUUCUAUAACGGACCAAAGAAAGUACAAUUGUAUUGUAGUAAUGGUGAUACCAAUGUUGGAUUCAGUAUCUUGUAUGAUUCAUUUACAUUGGAUGACGAGUCCUUACUGUAUAAAGCUACUGUUGGGGCUGUAAGUGAUGCUUCCGGUGACACACUAGGCAGUCCGAACCUUCAACGUUUCUGUACGUAUGACAGACCUUGCAAUGACCUGCCGAACAUCACUAUGGGUGGUUGGUGGUAUGUAACUAAUUUAGAGAAAAACGCUCUGACUCAUCCCGCAACUCAUCUUUAUUGUAGGAAAAACAAUAUUGAUUUUGAAGCUCAUAGUAUUUCUAUCGCCUACCAAUAUUGA
This is a messenger RNA of Lottia gigantea (owl limpet), 474 nucleotides long. RefSeq lists its product as hypothetical. The record is from RefSeq and is a predicted model, not a curated record. The transcript has a single exon. Lineage: Eukaryota; Metazoa; Mollusca; Gastropoda; Lottiidae. Bases 1 to 474 code for a protein of 157 amino acids.